Messenger RNA from Trichosurus vulpecula (common brushtail), 2280 nucleotides. It is a transcript of the gene DPH7, whose product is annotated as diphthamide biosynthesis 7. The coding region runs from base 59 to 1618 and encodes 519 amino acids. The transcript has 10 exons. The record is from RefSeq and is a predicted model, not a curated record. Lineage: Eukaryota; Metazoa; Chordata; Mammalia; Diprotodontia; Phalangeridae. Gene Ontology annotation, molecular function: protein binding.
UGAAGAAGCCAGCCGCUACGCGUGGAGGCGUCUGCGAGGGGCACCAACGCGCUGCAGGAUGGCCUCCUUGGACACGGCUUCCCAGAAAACCUACUUCCAGGCUCCUCUCCAAGAGCAGAAGUCACCGGUUGAGACCGUUCAGGUGAUUGACACGGAGUACAGCGCGGACACCGUGGAAUGGUGCCCGCUGGAGGGCAUGAGUGACUUGCUAGCCUGUGGCACCUACCAGCUGCAGAUAUUGGAGUCUGAAUCCCAGAAGCCCUCUGCCCUCGCAGAGGGGAAGCCCAAAGCGAAUAGGUUGGAGAAGCAAGGGAACAAGUGUGGAUCAACCAUGGAUGAAGUUAUAGAUCCUCAUGUCCGUAGGGGUCGUCUUUACCUGUAUAGUUUCAAUAAGGAUGCCAAUGGUUCCCCCCUCACUGAAGUCCAAAGGAAAGACUGUGCUGCUAUUCUGGAUAUGAAAUGGUGCCCUGUUCCAGUUGCUGGCCAGGCUGUCCUGGGAUUGGCAGAUGCUAAAGGAUGCGUAGAGUUGCUUAACUUGAUGGAAUUAGAGAAGAACCAUUACAUAUUACAGCCACUUCUUAAGAAAGCCCUCGGACAGCAUUGUAUUGCAUUGUCUCUAGACUGGUCAGCAGGACAAGCCAGAAGGGCCACUGGUCAGCCCCUAAGAAUCAUUAGUAGUGAUUCGAAGGGGCACCUCCACUACCUUGCCGUGGAUGAAUCGGAGCCUUCAAUACAUAGUCUGUCAGAUUGGAAGGCUCAUGACUUUGAAGCCUGGAUUGCCGCCUUCGAUUACUGGCAAACAGACAUAGUCUAUUCAGGUGGAGAUGAUGGGCUUCUGAAAGGCUGGGACACCAGGAGCAACCUGGAUAGCCCUUUAUUUACCAGUAAGAGACAUUCAAUGGGUGUGUGCAGUAUCCAGAGCAAUCCCCAUCGGGAGAAUAUUCUGGCCACAGGAAGUUACGAUGAGCACAUUCUUUUAUGGGACACCCGUAACAUGAACCAGCCGUUUGAUGACACUCAUGUAAAGGGAGGUGUGUGGAGACUCAAGUGGCACCCUGUGUAUUCUCACCUACUUCUGGCCGCUUGCAUGCAUAGUGGCUUUAAGAUCCUCAACUGCCGGAAGCCUUUGGAGGAGAGGAAGGAGGGGUCCUUUAUCCCUGUGUCCUACAAGUCGCACAGUUCAUUGGCGUACGGAGCUGACUGGUCCAGGCUUUGUCUAAAUCCUGACAAACAAACUCAACAACAGGCUUUUCCAGCAUCUGACGAUAAAAGCAACGCGGGGCCCUGGAAGCCGGAUAUUUGUUGGAAUGUGAACAGAGCGUAUCUAUCACCUUCAACCUCUUUGGAGACCUCUUUGGAGACCUCUUUAACCAGCAAAAGGAGUUCAGAUGAGCAAGGCGCGUUGUCCGAGGGGACGCUAACAGAGACAUCAGACUUUUUUGUCCCGCUGGUUAUUAAGGAGAGUUCUGGCCAUCUUACUACUAUGUUGAAGGGAAUAGCUCUUGAGGCUGAAGAACCGACUAGAACAAAAACUGUUGUGAGUCUUUUAGCCACGUGUUCCUUUUAUGAUCACGCCCUUCACCUCUGGAGGUGGGAAACAAGAUCAAUUGAAGCAUAAACUACUACGACCGAUUUUCCAAUUGGGCUUCAAAAGGACAGAUGAUUCCACAAAUGAAUCUGAAAUAUUGGGUUCUUCAUUGUGAGUGGAUUGUACAAGAGCUUUAGUAUUCCUUGUGAUGUUCAGCCCUGUUUACCAUUUUAAAAUGAAGUUUCUCUGAUCAUAUGUAGCACUCAGCUACUUUUUGAACAGCUGUGUAUAGUUAUGAGGAAGCUAGUAGCUUUUUAAAAUGAGAGUCUACUACUAGGCUUAUUGCGAACUAAGGAGGUGGUUUCUUUCUUUGUAGUCUAAAACUUGGUGUGUUGGCGAGGCAUUUCAUAUGGACCUUAGCUUUUGGGUUCCUAAAAUUGGCCGUUUCUACCUCCGAUAACUGUCAGAUAUCAAGACAAAUUCUUUGCUAAGCCACCUUCGUAGCAGAGGGCACAAAAUGGAAGUUGUAUGCCCUGGCACAAUUGGUUACUUCUUCUGGCUGUGUGAGACUAAAUGUCCAGUUUUGGAGAAAAAAUGAGUGUUCCAGAAUGUCUUUUACAAAGCUCUUUUAAAAUAUAGCCUCAGUAGUGAUGAGUUACUUUUGUUCGAAUUGUAAACUUCUUUUAAAAUGAAAUGUUUUCCUCAGAAAAACACCUUAAAAACAAAUAAAGUUUCAUAAUUGCAUCAAUAUA